CCGACACUUGAGCAUAAUUUCAAGGGUCACAAGGAUGCCGUAACAAGUGUGGACUUCAGCAGCAAUAUGAAACAGCUCGCCACCAGCUCCACAGACGGCAUCGUGAUGAUCUGGAACUUAAAACCUCAGAGGCGUGCUUAUCGUUUUGAUGGGCAUGAAGACUCCAUCACCUGUGUCCAGUUUUCUCCCUCAGGACACCUGGUGGCCUCUUCCUCCAAAGACAGGACUGUACGCCUUUGGGUGCCCAACAUGCAAGCUCAGUCAACAGUGUUCAAGGCUCACACCGCCACCGUGCGUUGUGUGGACUUCUCUGGAGACGGUCAUACUAUGGUCACAGCGUCGGAUGACAAGACGGUCAAAUUGUGGGCCCUCCCCCGACAAAAGUUCCUGUUCUCCCUCAAUCAGCACAUCAACUGGGUCCGCUGUGCCAGGUUUUCUCCAGACGGCCGCUUGAUUAUUUCCUCGAGUGAUGACAAAACCAUCAAGCUGUGGGACAAGAACAGCAGGGAAUGUGUUCACUCUUUCUACGAACAUGCAGGUUACGCAAACCAAGUAGAAUUUCAUCCAAGUGGAACUUGCAUCGCUGCGGCUAGUACAGACAAUUCAGUCAAGGUGUGGGACAUUCGAUCCCUUAAGAUGUUGCAACAUUACCAAGUCCACAGUGGUUUUGUGAACAGUUUGUCUUUCCAUCCAUCUGGUCAUUACCUCUUGACUGGGUCCAACGAUUCCACAACGAAGAUACUGGAUCUUGUGGAGGGAAAACUGUUGUUCACACUGCAUGGACACCAGGGUGCAGUAAAUUGUGUGGCCUUUUCCAGAACAGGAGAAUAUUUUGCCUCAGGAGGUUCUGAUGAUCAGGUGAUGGUGUGGAAGAGCAAUUUUGACAACAGCAGUGAGACACUCAAGAAUCAGCAGUCCACCAACCAGACCUUUAAAGCACCGCAACCUAUCCGAACAGCUGCCAAAACAGGUCGUGGUCACGGGGAAACUAUGCAUAACAACACCCACAGGAUUACAAUCACCAACAUCCCAGGAAGCACAAGCAGCAGUUCCACCUCCACCAGCGCAAAGGUCCAUGGCCAGCCAUGUAAACCAUCACACGAAGUAACCAAGCCCCUGGAGAGACCUCCAACCCCCGGUUUAACCAGCGCGCUUGAAAACAUUAUAGGUCAAUUGGAUAUUCUCACAAAGACUGUGUCCAUGUUGGAACAUCGGCUGUCGCUGACUGAAGAAAAGCUGAAGGAAUGUUUACAGACCCAGGUGGAUUCCCAAGCGUUUCUAGACGAAGCAAGCUGGACGCCGGAUGCUCAAUACUGA
Messenger RNA from Nerophis lumbriciformis (worm pipefish), 1317 nucleotides. Lineage: Eukaryota; Metazoa; Chordata; Actinopteri; Syngnathiformes; Syngnathidae. The record is from RefSeq and is a predicted model, not a curated record.